AUGAACUCUCCAGAUCCACUAUUAUGGGGCGAGCCCGCCGGGUCGUCAGCAGGGUUCUUUACGAGUUCGCCCCGCAGCCGACCACCCACAAACAAACAUGGUUAUUCUCCUGUUCGAACGCAUGAGAAGCAGAAACCCAACUCUUCAUCCCUCGAUUAUGCGCUGCCGCCCAACCCAGCAGACUGGGGCGCACUCUCCCUCUAUCUCACUGACCCGGAGUCGGAUGACUAUCUGCACAACCCUGAUCCUGUUCGGGACUACAAAAACGACUACGGGGCGCGUAUAUGCACCCGCCGCGGCUUGGCCAACCUGGGAUGCAUGAUGAUCGUGCUCUUGGGAUGCUUGCUCCUCUUCGCUGUCUACCCUGUUGUCCUCCACUUCACCAAGAAACCUCUCAGCAACUACAACGCGUUCAACGUCGGCGGCUUGAACGCGUCGGGCCAGAUCCCAAGCAUGCUCGGUAGCUUCGGCCUCAUCGACGUCGACACCCCCAAGAGCGUGUACACGAAACCAUCGUACACAAACCCGAAUGAGGAGAUGGACCUUGUGUUUUCUGAUGAGUUCAAUGUCGGGGGGCGCACUUUCUGGCCUGGAGACGACCCGUACUGGGAAGCGCCGAGUUUACACUAUUGGGCAACAAACGACUUGGAAUGGUACGACCCGGCGGCGGUCACGACCCAAGGAGGUGCCUUGAGAAUCACGCUCUCGGAGGUUGAUCCUGCAAGCAACCAUAACCUGAAGUACCGCUCCGGGAUGUUCUGUUUCACCGGUGGCAUUAUCGAGGCUGCGGUGGUUCUCCCUGGAUCAAGCAACGUCCAUGGUUUAUGGCCAGCCAUCUGGACGAUGGGAAAUCUAGGUCGAGCUGGAUACGGGGCAACUCUCGAUGGCCUGUGGCCUUACUCUUACGACAGCUGUGACGUCGGUACCUUGCCCAACCAGACAUUUCCCGGAACCGCAAAGCCGGAAGCUGCGACGAAGAACGGCGAUCCCGCUCACGGCGGCGUACUGUCUUACCUUCCUGGGCAACGUCUUUCUGCGUGCACUUGUUCAGGCGAGUCACACCCCGGUCCAGUUCACCAGAACGGACAAUCUGUUGGCCGUUCGGCGCCGGAGAUCGAUAUCUUCGAGGCUACAGUCGAUUUUGGUGUGGGCAAGGUCUCGCAAUCAGCUCAAAUCGCACCCUUCAACGAGGGAUAUCGAUUGGCAAACACGUCCGCGAACCUCAAAAUCUACGAUCCUGAGGCCACUCUUCUCAAUCCCUACAUUGGCGGUGCUUACCAACAAACGCUCAGCGGUCUAUCGGUGACGAACCCAGAGUGCUAUGAGUUGAACAAGGGAUGCUACAGCGUCUAUGCUUUUGAGUAUAAGCCUGGAUUUGAUGACGCCUAUAUUACCUGGGUAAACGGGGGCAAACCAGCCUGGACUCUAAUGGCCUCAGCCAUCGGCUCAGAGAAGCAAACCGAGAUUGGAGCUCGAGCAAUUUCACAAGAACCGAUGUACAUCAUCGCGAAUCUCGGAUUUUCGACCAACUUCGGAGGUAUCGACUUCGGCCAUAUUCAGCUCCCUGCAACGAUGCUUAUCGAUUACAUCCGGGUGUAUCAGCCUAAGAACGGACGUAACAUCGGCUGCGACCCACCAGGGUUCCCCACGGCUACGUAUAUCAAAACGUACGCAGAGGCGUACAACAAUCCUAACAUUACUGAAUGGGGUCACCCGAUCUUCAACCAGAGCAUGCCGAAAAAUAGACUCAACGGUGGCUGCUGA
Messenger RNA from Coniophora puteana RWD-64-598 SS2, 1764 nucleotides. Its product is annotated as glycoside hydrolase family 16 protein. Gene Ontology annotation, molecular function: glucosidase activity. The transcript is spliced from 18 exons. The record is from RefSeq and is a predicted model, not a curated record. Gene Ontology annotation, biological process: (1->6)-beta-D-glucan biosynthetic process; fungal-type cell wall organization. Lineage: Eukaryota; Fungi; Basidiomycota; Agaricomycetes; Boletales; Coniophoraceae. Gene Ontology annotation, cellular component: endoplasmic reticulum membrane; plasma membrane. Bases 1 to 1764 code for a protein of 587 amino acids.